CAGGCAGGUUUAGGUUAUGGUGAGAAAUGUGACGUACGCGCGACAGGGCGAAUCGCUGACGGAUACAAACAGCGCGUGAUGCGACAUGCGACUCUCGAAAUGAAUGGAGAGACACCGACGUGGAUGUGCACGUUCGAGUUGCGUGACUUUUUUCGGCGUACCGGCACGUGGAGGAAAGGACAUCUCGGACGAGGCGAUCGUUCGCUCGAUCCUCUCUCAUGAUCCACGAUCUCAACGUGUCUUCGUUCUGUUCGGCGAUAACUUCAUUAGCGCUCUAAUAUCGACGAUACAACUGAACCUACUAGAAAACGGGUUCAGUGCGUGACGUUCCUGAAACCUUGCGAUUCAUCACAUAAAUUAGAAAUCCAAAGGCUAAUAAGAAAAAGAACUUUGUUCGCGGCGUGUCGCUGCUUUCAUAACUUCUGCGUGGUUCUAUAAUCAUUCGGUUUGUUAUUUUUAUGGGCGGAUGAGAUAAGAAUGAUUUGGAAAGUUCUGCCGACCUUGCAAAUAGUUUGUUACCGAUCGACACGUACGUUUUGAUUUUUAUGGGAUUGCGUCCUUAAUUCUUUUUUUUUGUACCUUGAUAUGUCUAUGCUGGAAGCUAACGUUUGACACUCGAUCCUCAAUACGAAAAAUGGUAGAGAAGAUUCCACUACGAAAGACCAUCGCUCGACUGGACUUCCCAGCGAUCAUAGCCUUUGGCAAUCCUCUGCUAGAUACCCUUGUGAUACUGAAGAACGAUGAGAUGAUUAAGAAGUAUAAUCUCAAGAUAGACGGCGAGACAGAGUUGUGUGAGAAGAAGCUACAAGAGUUGAUCGCGGAUUUGCCACCAGAGCUAGAACAAUAUACAAAUCCCGGAGGAUCUGCGCUGAAUACAUUGAGAAUCUUACAGUGGCUCUAUGACGAGACUCAUGAAUCCCAAAUUAAUAUUUUCUGUGGUAGUCUCGGGACCGAUCAAAGAGGUUCGAUCUUAGAAAAAUUAGUUCGACAUGCAGGAGUGGAUGCGAGGUACGCCAUACAUCCAACUUUGCCUACUGGAUUAUGCGUUUCUCUCGUGUACAAUACGUCUCGCAGCCUUGUCGCUAAUCUUGGCGCGGCUAGUGUAUAUACAUUGGAUGAUUUGAAACAGGCCAAUCUGCAAUUAGAUAGCAUGAAAAUAAUUUACAUUGAAGGGUUCUUUGUGACACAUAGUUUAGAUGUGGCCAAGGAAUUGGUCAAGCGGGCGCAAGAGAAGAAUAUUAUUGUAGCCUUCAAUCUUAAUUCUUUCUAUAUAUUCCAGGAUCAUCAAGCGGCCAUUUGCGAAAUGGUCGGCCACGCUAAAAUUGUAUUCGGUAAUACGAGGGAAAUGAUCGCGCUAGCUCAGGCGUUGAACGUCAAGUACGAUGACGUUGCUGAUAUACCUUUUCUACUGAACAGCUUGAAAAGGAUCACAAUGGACGUUUCUAGCACUAACAGUAAGGAUUGGCUGGCCGACGACGGUAUAUUCAUUAUGACGCGGGGCGGAUGCGCGCCGUCGAUAAUUGUAUGGGGCAGGGGACAAUCCGUACAGGUGCAGCCUGUCGUGCCUAAGACACCUAUCGUGGACACAACGGGUGCUGGUGACGCUCUGGCGGCUGGCUUUCUGGCCGGUGUCCUGGCUCACUGGGAUCCAAAGAGUUGCCUAGAAUUGGGAUGCAAGGUUGCGUCCUACAUGAUAACCAGGCCCGGUGUUACUGUGCCGAGCGGUGUGCCCCCUGAUUUUCUACCAUAACGAUUCGAUCUCCCUAGAAUGCUAAUGACUAAUCGUUACCUGAUAACGCAUAAUUGCAAAGUUAUUUAUUGCCUGAAAGUUCUAUUAGCGAAUUGUCGAUUGUUAGAGUGGUAACUACCAUUCCUCGAUAUUAUGUCCAUAUUUUGUUAGAUAUUUAUUUAAUUUUAUUUAUAACAGUAUUGCAUUGCAAAGUGAUAUAAUAUUUAAGAAAGUUUAUUUAUUUAGACUAUUAUCGCGUUAAACUCGAAUUGUCAGACUGUACAUUUUUAAAUGCAGUAUUUAUAUUGUUAAUAUUACAAAGUAACAGGGAGAGUUAUUAGAGAUUUCUUUUGAUAAUCGUUGCCACUAUAAAUCUGUAGUUUACCUGAUGUUGCAAUGUCCAGAAAUAUGUAACAGAGUUUGUAAUUAACAAUUAUAUAAGUUUCCCUUUCUAUUUUUUUAUUAUAAAGUAUAGAGAGUGAUGUGUCAAUGUUGUUAAUGUCAUAUAUGUAUAUAUAUAUUGAUACAAAUAUACAUGCUAGAAAAUGUUAUAA
Solenopsis invicta (red fire ant) is the source of this 2283-nucleotide messenger RNA. Its product is annotated as adenosine kinase. Gene Ontology annotation, biological process: purine ribonucleoside salvage. Gene Ontology annotation, cellular component: nucleus; cytosol. The record is from RefSeq and is a predicted model, not a curated record. Bases 635 to 1750 code for a protein of 371 amino acids. Gene Ontology annotation, molecular function: adenosine kinase activity. The transcript has 5 exons. Lineage: Eukaryota; Metazoa; Arthropoda; Insecta; Hymenoptera; Formicidae.